CAUUAAAUUCAAUCAAUAUUCAAAUUAUUAUUCAUUAUUAGAGUUUAAUAGUUUAUUAAUUUUAAUACCUGUUGUACACUAUUAAUAACUAUUACAUAUCUAGAUUAUAUUUAUUUAUUAUUGAAUAUAUAACCAUAAGUACAUUUCCUUUCAUAAAAUUGUGUACAAAUUUAUUCAUUAAUUAUGGUCUCCGCUUCAGAAGAAUCCAUCAACCGUAUAGGAACAGUAUUAGCUAACACAAAGUUACCAAUGAAAGAACGAUUCAGAGCACUAUUUACACUUAAAAACUUGGGUGGAAAUAUAGCCAUUGAUAAUAUAGCUAAGUGUUUCAAUGAUGAUUCAUGUUUGCUAAAGCAUGAGUUGGCAUACUGCUUAGGACAAAUGAGAGACGAAUAUGCUAUUCCUUACUUAAUUGAAGUACUGAAAAAUGACAAACAAGAGCCUAUGGUUCGACACGAAGCAGCUGAAGCAUUGGGAGCAAUUGGUAAAGAAAAUGUUAUACCAAUUUUGGAAGAAUAUAAAAAUGAUCCUGUGGUAGAACUAGCUGAAACCUGUCAAUUGGCUUUAGGACGACUUUUACUACCUAAAAAUGAAGCAAACAUUGAAAAUAUUUAUGGAUCUGUAGAUCCAGCUCCUCCUUCUGAAAUAAAAAGCGUAGAAGAACUCGAAAAAAUACUUACUAAUGAAAAUGAAAGCCUCUUUAAUAGGUAUAAAGCAAUGUUUUCAUUACGAGACAUUGCAUCAUCUGAAAGUAUCACUAUUCUUUCUAAAGCGUUAUCUUGUGGAAGUGCAUUGUUUAAACAUGAAAUAGCAUUUGUUUUGGGACAAUUACAAUCACCACUUAGUGUACCAUAUCUAAAAGAAUCAUUAAUAGAUGAAAAUCAAAAUGAUAUGGUCCGACACGAAUGUGCAGAAGCAUUAGGUGCAAUUGCUACAGAUGACUGCUAUGAUAUAUUAAAACAGUAUAUGAAUGACCAGAAGGUAGUCGUCAAGGAAAGUUGUGAAGUCGCAUUGGAUAUGUGUGAAUAUGAAAACUGUCCUGAUUUUCAAUAUGCAGAUACUCUUGAAAAAGUCACCUUAUAAGUUGGUAUUUUAUGUUGCUUUACAAAAUGCUUAAAUUUUGAAUUUACAAUAAAUAUAAAAAGAUAAUGUUAAA
Rhopalosiphum padi (bird cherry-oat aphid) is the source of this 1156-nucleotide messenger RNA. It is a transcript of the gene nero, whose product is annotated as deoxyhypusine hydroxylase. The record is from RefSeq and is a predicted model, not a curated record. Bases 184 to 1083 code for a protein of 299 amino acids. Gene Ontology annotation, molecular function: deoxyhypusine monooxygenase activity. The transcript has 3 exons. Gene Ontology annotation, biological process: peptidyl-hypusine biosynthetic process. Lineage: Eukaryota; Metazoa; Arthropoda; Insecta; Hemiptera; Aphididae.